Messenger RNA from Corythoichthys intestinalis (scribbled pipefish), 2201 nucleotides. RefSeq names its product circumsporozoite protein-like. The transcript is spliced from 3 exons. Bases 188 to 1255 code for a protein of 355 amino acids. NCBI's taxonomy places the organism in Eukaryota, Metazoa, Chordata, Actinopteri, Syngnathiformes, Syngnathidae. The record is from RefSeq and is a predicted model, not a curated record.
CCUGAAAAGCAAAUGACAAAGGUGAACAAGGUGGGAGGAAUAAUCACCAUACAUCUUGUCGUAGCUACCAUGAGGCCUAUAAAGACACCAAGUCAAACACAUUGAGACACUUGAGGCCUCAACUGACUGAAGGAACGCAAUCAAGCCGGCGCUUUAUCUUUGAGAGUAUUGUUUACUUGAAAAUAACAUGCUGCUGCUAAUCCUGCUUCAACUCCUGAUCAUUGCAUCCACAAAUGCUCAGAGUAGCACACCAACAGCCACUGCCCUCACCACACCCAAUGUUGCCACUUCAAAUGCAGUAACCACUGCUGGUAUCGCAGCAACUGGCAGCGCUGUAACCACAGCAAACAGUGCUGCAACUACGGCUAACAAUGCCGUGACUGGCAACACAGCAACAGGCAGUGCAGCGACCACAGCUGGCAAGGCAGCAACUGGCAACGCUGCUUCUACUGCUAGCAAUGCUGUGACUGGCAACGCAGCAACAACAGCUAACAAUGUUGCGACUGGCAAUGCUGCUACUACUACUAUCAAUGCGGUGACUGGCAACACAGCAACAGGCAAUGCAGCGACCACAGCUGGCAAUGCAGCAACUGGCAACGCUGCUACUACUUCUAACAAUGCUGUGACUGGCAACACAGCAACAACAGCUAACAAUGCUGUGACUGGUAACACAGCAACAGGCAAUGCAGUGACCACAGCUGGCAAUGCAGCAACUGGCAACGCAGCAACAACAGCUAACAACGCUGCGACUGGCAACACAGCAACAACAGCUAACAAUGCUGUGACUGGCAACGCAGCAACAACAGCUAACAAUGCUGCGACUGGCAACGCAGCAACAACAGCUAACAACGCUGCGACUGGCAACGCAGCAACAACAGCUAACAACGCUGCGACUGGCAACACAGCAACAACAGCUAACAAUGCUGUGACUGGCAACGCAGCAACAACAGCUAACAAUGCUGCGACUGGCAACGCAGCAACAACAGCUAACAAUGCUGCGACUGGCAACGCAGCAACAACAGCUAACAAUGCUGCGACUGGCAACGCAGCAACCGGCAAUGCGGCAACCACAGCUGGCAAUGCAGCAACUACAUCUGCCAACGCAGCGGGCGGCAACACCGGAGGCGUGACAACGGCAGCGAUAACAAGUGUAAACAACGCAACCACAACAAGUGCUGCUGUGGCCUCCACCCACAUAGGCGGCGUGCUUAUAUGCCACCUCGGCGUGGCACUCUUUAAACUGUACACAAUGUAAACCCGCUGGUGUUGUUGAUUUAACUUAAUAUAAUACAAAACUCACAUUGAUAGGUCUGAACAAAGACAUGGAUGAUACUGUUUGUUUUACAGUCUUUAAACAGUUGAAUACAGUGGUACCUCUACUUAGGAAAUUAAUUGGUUCUGGAAGUAGUUUCUUAACUUGAAAAUUCUGUAAGUAGAGACGCGUUUUCCAUGUAAAUGCCCUAAUCUGUUCGUAAGCCCCAAAAUGCAGACGAAAACCUUUAAUAAUGCAUAAAAAUGCAUCAAAACAUAAAACAAAUACAUGUUACAAUUAGAUUAUUGUACAAUAAACAUAAAAUCUGAGUUGUGCAUAAAGCUGCUGACCCACCUCGGAUUAAGCAGCACAUGAUGGACGGACGGAUGGAUGGAUGGAUGGAUGGAUGGAUGGAUGGAUGGAUGGACAUUCAUGUAAAGCUGUCGGAACACGAGGGGCAAAUGAAGAGGAUGCUGGGAUACUCACAUACAUAUACAGUAGAGGUCCCUCUUAGCAAAUUGGAUGCCAGGAAUGCUAGGCAAUAGCCAAUGGCAGAGCAGAUAUAAGUACUGUAUGUUGUGUUAUGUAAACUCUAGGAGCUGCGAGUACCAGCCAUAUUGUAUUUUUGCCUUUUGUAUCCUGAAACUUCUUUCUUAACAAGAGGCAACAUAUUCCAGUUGAUGCGUGUUUUAACCUAAAAAUUCUGUAUGUAGAAAUGUUUUUAAGUAGAGGUACCACUGCAGUUUUGAUCAUUUAUUAGUAACUAACAUAUCAGUUAAGCUAAUGUACAAGUUAUGGGCAAGUUUUUUUGUUUGUUUGUUUGUUACCACUGCUAUUCACAUUUGAAAAUGUGUAAUUCUGUAAGUAUUCUAAAGAGCAAUGUUGUACAGUGAAUGUAAUUUAUUUAAUAUGCAAUAAUGAAAAUAAAUAUUUCAUUUCAUUACAGAAA